CAUAUGUCGUUCGCUCCUCGAUAUCCAUCCUCAACAGAAAUAUUUAAAUCAAUCGACAACGCCGAAAUUUUCUUGAUAACCGACCACUCGCCGGUAAACCUGCGUUAUUCCUUUUCCUCCCCGCACAUCAUAUCGCUCCCAUCACCUCGAAACCACCCGAGACAACGUCAUCAUGGACUCUCACGACUCAAUCUGUGAGCACCAGCGCCGGGGUAAAGAGUGUGAGCCAUGCAAAAGCAACGAAGAGAAGACAUCUGUCUCCCAUACCGGCGGUUGGAGUGAUCAAUCGGUCAGAGUCGUCUUAGCUGACCACAAUCCGGGUACUACCCGAGGUCAAGAUCUAAAGAGCACGACAGGAUAUGCCCCUUUCCCAACGUAUGACCAUCCGUCUUUCUCAACAACCGAACCUCGCUCUCAAGUUCUCAUUGAGAAAGGUUGCUCGUACGAAUCUCCUUAUCCGAGCCAAGUAUCCUGGCACGGCGAUCCAUCGCACAGAAAACAUCAUCAAGCUCCUCGUGGUACAUUCGAGCAACUUGGUCAAGCUACCAACACUCCUCAACGCAGCGAUGAGAUUUCGGCCAGAAGACACCGCACUUCCUCAAUGUUCUGCCAACCGCCGGGAUCUGAUGGCUCUCAAGGACAGACUGUCGACCUCAACAGCGGCUUAUCACACAUUGAGCCUGCUGGUCAAGGGCGUGAUGCUGAAGAACGACCGGAACGGGGAUGAUUGGGCCUAGACAGCGGUAUAUUGUGAGACUACAGCUCAAUACAGUCGACACGUAGUGUAGACUUUAUGCAAAGGCAUUGAUCGAGUAGGUCUUGCUCUUACUUGAGCCCGCGGUAUCUUAUAUAAAUUCGUACUAUUACUUUUGUAGAAAUUAAGCCAAAACUGCUUUCCUGGUGCGGAAUCCACAUUCUGGUGCGUUUCUUCAGUGUUGCAUACAACCAUUUGAAAGAGUACACAUACUGCAAGGGCGAAAC
Molecule: messenger RNA, 981 nt
Organism: Dissoconium aciculare CBS 342.82
Lineage: Eukaryota; Fungi; Ascomycota; Dothideomycetes; Mycosphaerellales; Dissoconiaceae
Exons: 2
Coding region: 173-727 (184 amino acids)
Source: RefSeq, a predicted model, not a curated record